AUGGGCGCUGGCUUUGUCCGCAGCCUGCGGUCCGUGGUGCCCGGCGCGGCCCCAGGCAGCGCCUGGGCGCAGCGGGACGUGGGCCCCACGCUGCGGCGCUUCUUUGGGGCCUACGAAAACGGCGAUGUUUGGGCUGUCUACAGGCGGUACAAGAACAUUGACCUGGACAACUCUGGAUGGAUUAGCUACGAAGAGCUGUCAGAGAUCCUAUUUCUACCAGAGUUCAACCUGCUCUUUAUAUUCGAUGCUUUCAGCCAACAGAAUGCGUUGAUAGACAGCCGCGAGCUUUUGGUCAUGGUCUGCCUAUUCAGCUCCUCCAAGCUGAGCGAGAAGUGCGGAGUCUUCAUGACCCUUUUCGACAGCUCUCACAGUGGCACCUGCACAGCUGCCGAAGUGGCCAACAUUGCGACGUCAGCCCUGCAGGUUUUAGGGCGAUGUACUGGCGCUCCAGUUCGGGGCAAGGACAUCGCAGCUGCCAUGCAGGAAGAAUUGUCAGAUGUGCUGCCAUUGUACCGCGAAGCAGCCCUUCGCCUGGGCUCAGAGGCGACCUUCAAAGAAGAGCGCAUCUUCGGCCAAGACGAAGUGGAUGAGGUGUGUUCCUCCUUCAGGCAAGUCUAUGAUGAGCUACCCAUAGGCCAAGCUCCGCCGCCCAACUGUGUCGCGCCGCCGGCGCCGGACUGGGACAAGACGGCCACAGUUAGCGCGGACAAGAUGCAGCACGCAGCUUCGGUGCGGCCAUUGGGCCGGAACUUGACCGAAGCAGAGCUGACUCACAUGGCACUCUUAGGAGGCAUGGACAACGAGGAGGACGACCGGGAACAGGCUGCUGAAAUACUCAAGGAGAAGACGCUUUUGCGCCGAAAAGAAGAGAUGGAGAAGGAAGCGGCCAAGGCUGCAAUCCAACCAGCGCGAGGCUGGAUGGUGGUUCACGGCGCGGACUUUGUCACGGUUUCGAAGGAGAUGGCCAGAUUUCGGCACUUGUUCGUGAAGUGCGUGGCCCAGGCGCUUGACGUGCCGUCGGGCAUUCUCACGAUUGUGGACGUGACACCGGGCAGCGUCGUGGUGGAGUUCCUGAUUCAUCCGUCCCUCCGCGGGGGCGACCGCCGGAGCGCGAUUCAGCUCCUUGUGGCUCUGGCAGAGCAGCUCAUCAACGGCAAGAGCACGCUGCGGCGGGGCCACUUCAGCGCCUAUGCUGCCAGCGCUGAGCUGCUGGUUGGUGAGACGCGAAGAACUGCAGUUCACCCGCUGUCCAUUGCCGACGGGGUCAUUUGUUGCGACCAGUCGGUGCAAUGCUGCAAUCCACAAGCUGUCCUGGAUGAGGUGCUGGCACGGCUUGAGACAGAGAACAAGCGAGCAGAGGUGGCAGAGGAGAAAUAUCGACAAGCAGUAAUUGAGCUCCGGAGAAGGGACGAAUCGGUCAAGUCUUUGACAAAGCUGCUGGAUCAAGCAAAGCAGCAGGAGGAGGACUCGUGUGGCUUGCAGCAACUUGCCGAGUUGCGAGCUGAGUCGGGAAAACACCUAUCUCAGGAGCUCGCGAAGCAGCAGGCCUUUGAGGUGAAGGAGCAGCAGAGAGACAAGGAGCUCACCGAGCAGGGGGGCCCAGUGCAGCUUCAGAGUCUAAGGUGUGGUAUGCAACUUAGCAUGGGGCGGGGCAAUUUGGCGCGUUAUUUCUAG
This is a messenger RNA of Effrenium voratum, 1674 nucleotides long. The record is from the annotation of a GenBank genome assembly. NCBI's taxonomy places the organism in Eukaryota, Dinophyceae, Suessiales, Symbiodiniaceae.